GGACUUGCGCCCUCUUUGUUUUUGAGCGGCAUGUAAAUAGACUACAAAGUUGUUUUUGCCUUAGUUUUGUUAUUAUUGCCCUGUCAAUUAGUCAGUGAAUAUGUCUUCAAUCAAUUUUGCGAUGUUAGGGAAUAAAACUAGUCAAAAUAGAGAGAGUGUGCGGUGUCAGAAGUGCCUCGAGAUGGGCCACUGGACCUAUGAAUGUACCGGUAAGCGCAAAUACGUUCAACGAGAAUCAAGGUCUCAACAUUUACAGAAGAAGAUUAAAAAGCUGACUUCCAAAUCAAAAGAAUCAACAAAGAAAGAAAAGAAGAAGUCAAAAAAAGGAUCUGAUGACAGCUCGGGUAGUGAUUCCUCUAGCAGUGACUCCAGGGGAUCAGACAGUGAAUCAUCCAGUAGCAUGUCCUCAAGUAACUCGUCAAGCUCCUCCAGUAUGUCAUCAAGCAGCAGCGAUGAAUCAGACAGCAGUAGCAGUAGCAGCAGUAUGAGCAGCACAACUAGCGGUAGCACAAGUAGCAGUAGCGCCAUCAGUGAAGACUCCAUUCCUCCGCCAAAGAAGCAGAAAUGGAGGAAAAAGACUACAAAACGAGUAAAGAAGUCAAAAAGAUGAACGCAGCCUAAUCGGUUUUGACCAUUUCUCGGAUUUCAACAGAACAUUCUCGGCAAGUCUGCAAAGUAUACAUAAAAUGUUAUUGUAGAACAAAUAAAUGACAGCACCUAUUAAAAUAUUGCUGAAGAUUAAUUAGUGAAUUAUUAUUUAAUAAACUUGAACUGGAUUCAUGCAACUUGUUGAAUUUGAAAUCUGUUGUAUAACAGUCUGCCGAGGAUAUGUGCGAUUAGGCCAAAAACAUGUUUUGUAUUGACCAAGCCAAUGGACGAAAAAUAUAUAUUUUGUAAAAUAUAUAUUUUCAGAAGUGGAAACCCGAAAUGCUUGUGUAUGAAUGCAAUUUUAAAGCCUAAAUUGCAGCACAUUACACAACUGUAAAUUUUAGCUCAAUAGUUGUCAUUUUUAUUAGCUAUGAGAGAAACCAUAGCUUAUUUUGCAAAGCUGGUGAUAGUCACUGUGUGUUUGCUGAACUGUGAAGAGAUACUGGUUGCGAAAACCAGCUUCGUUAUUCUUCCUCGCCUAUGUUCACAUUGAUUCACUGGAUUUUUCUGUUUAAAGUGACCAGGUACGUGAGUUUGACCGAUAAACAAUGUGAAAAGUGAAACCACUUAAAUUAGAGCAGUGCAUUGCUUGGGGCGAAAACAAACCCAUACAGUUGAACUUGCCUAAGUCGAAUCCAAAAUGCCAUUGAAAUAUUUUUUUCUACUUAGAUUAAAUUCGACUUACAGAUUGUCAAUUAAUGGAAAACACAACAAUUUGGCGUGUAAAAUGAGAUCGACUUAGAAAUUAUUCAACUUAGGCACAGUCGACCUUGCAAGUUUAACUGUAAUUAGCAGGGGCGGAUCCAGAGAUCUCCAAAGGGGGGGGGGGCCGAAAUUUGGGCCGAUCGCGACAGCAAUGUCCUAGGGGUUCCGGGGGCAUGCCCCCGCGAAAUUUGUGUGUUCUAGAUGCCCGAAAAUAACAUUUGAGGCAUUGUGGGCUAUCAUUUUUUUCUUUUUCUUUCUUUUUUUCUUUUUUUUUUCUUUUUUUACCUCCCCUAAAUCCGCCCCUGAUUAGAUAGGUACCAAAGUGCUGUACAUGGGGACACGAAAGGUCCUUAAUUCAGAGCCAGGCUCCAAAGGAAACAAAUGUUUUGAUAUUUUGUAACAACUGAUUUUAUCUAAGACAAAAACCAUAUUGCCAGAAAAAUUGGGAGCACCUAAUGAGAUACAACUUUUUGAAUACUGUAUUUAAAUAACUGGGGGGAAAGGGGCAUAAACCAGCUUUUUUCACCUUUUCCCCCAGUUAUUUAAAUAUUCCAAGUUCUUCGUCAAAUAUGAUUUUUGUGUCUUUGACAAAUCAGUUGUACAUCAUAUCAAUUUUGUAUUUUUCCUCCGGAGCCUGACUUCAACAGAAGUUGUUUAAAAACCUUAAUUGGCUAACCUAAACACUGUAUUUAACAGAAAUAGCAUAGUAUACACAAUGACAUCAUCAGUGGACAUUUUGAUUAUUGCAUCAUCUGUUACUGUUUACUAGAUUUUGAAUUGAUCUGUAUAGCAAGUGGCAUUGUUGUGAUAUGAAUAAAACGUUAUUUUACAAGUACGAAGAAAAAACAAUGUUUUAAAA
Anneissia japonica is the source of this 2212-nucleotide messenger RNA. RefSeq names its product zinc finger CCHC domain-containing protein 10-like. The coding region runs from base 101 to 610 and encodes 169 amino acids. Gene Ontology annotation, molecular function: zinc ion binding; nucleic acid binding. The record is from RefSeq and is a predicted model, not a curated record. The transcript has 4 exons. Lineage: Eukaryota; Metazoa; Echinodermata; Crinoidea; Comatulida; Comatulidae.